AUGAAUAAAGCUUUUCAAAGAAGUAAUAAUAAAUAACAAUAACAGAGCAUUCUGACAAUAGUAUUCUUAAAGGCAAAACAUAACAUCAUACCCAACAGAGAAGUCCUAUGAGUACUAAAGAAAAUGAUAUGAAAUUUAAAUAUCCUGAAGUUCUUCGUCGUAAAGAAUCUAAACCUUUGUAAGUGUAAACAAAUUAAUCAGAUAUGAGAUCUCCUAGUGCUUAAUCUACAUAAUCACCAAUUAAUAGUAAAUAUUGUAAUAUAUUUUUUAGAGAGUAUGCUAAUUACUCAUCGAUCUCAAUCAAUGUUUUAAGAUGCAUAAUAUAUUGAUUAUAUUAUAACAAACAAAGAAGUAAAUUAAUUCCUGAAGAAGCAUUUCUUACAUGAACAUAUGCAUACUAAUAGUUCUAGAAAUACAAAUACAAAUACUAAAUUAAUUUGUGAUUCUUGGGAUAAAGUUCCUGUGAGUUAUUUUAUAAAAGCUCUAUUUAAUGAGUAUCCUGAAAUAAUAGAGGAUCAUCAUCUAAAUGAGAAAUUGAAUAUUAAAUUGAAAACUCUAAUAAAGGAUUUGAUUUCUGAAGAUGGAUAACUAUUAUCUUUGAAUAAGCUUCAAAUACAUACAAGACAUUUAGGAUUAUUAGGAUUGUUAUUGACUGCUCUUAGAGAUAUAUAAGAUGCUCCUACAGUAAAUCAUAAUACUCCUCAUAAUUAAUCCAUUUCAAAUGAAUUAGAUAUCUCUACUACAUAAUAAUAAUAAUCAAAAUUUUAAAGAUUAGCUUAAGAUUUAACAACAUCAGCAGAGAAUAGAAUAAAUGAAUUAGUUAAUUUAAAGUUAUAAUAAUUCACUAUUAAACAAAAAGAAUUAGAAAAAUAGAUUUAAUAAUUAAAAUAGAAGGCUACUGAAAAUUUUGAUCUUUUUUAACAUGAAGCCAAAAAUAAAUAAGUUAUUACAAAUUUAACAUAAUAAUUAUAAUAGAAAGAUUAAAUUAUUGCAGAUCUUGAAUAAAAACUAAUUAAAAAAUGGAUGAAUUCAUCAAUAGAAGAAGAAACACAUAUUACUAAAAUUGCAUAACCAAAAGCUUCUCCUAUUAAAAUUUAAAGUCCAAGUCAAUCUCCAUUUAAUGAUUGCAAUCAAUAUUUAUAAAGGAUGAUUAGCAAUUUAUGUACUGUUUGGGAUCUUGGUUGUGCAAAUGAAGAUUAUAGGUUUGCUUAAAUUUUAACUGCAUAAGAAAAUAAUUAAAUGCCAUAUUAACAUUUUUAACUCAUUCCUAUUAUUAAAACAAUUCCUGGAUUUAAUGAUUUUAUAUUUAAAUCAUAAAAUAAUAAUCAUAUCAUAACGAAUUUUAUUUAGAAUUGCAUGAAUAAUGACAAUAAUAUUAUUUUAGAAAUGUAUUAUGAAAUUAUCACCUUAUUACCAAAUUUAAAAAUUAGUGAUUAAGAUUAAUAUUUAAUUAAUGUAAUGCAAUUAUUUCUAAAAUUAACUGUUUCAAUUUUGUAGAUAAAAACUGUAUUCAAUAUAAAUAAAUUAAAAGAAUGGGGAUUAAUCAAAAGACAAUUAACUGAAUAACAAAAUUAAUUUGUUAAAAAUUUAAUUACUUAGAUUGUCUAGAUUAAUUAAUAUAGUAUAAAACAAAUACCAUAAUCAAAAUUGUGGAAUUAGCAAUAGAUUUAUCAUGAUUAAUAUAUAUCAGAAUACAACAAUCGUUUAAUUGAGAAUUAAGUGAUUAAUAAUAUAUUAAGGAAAUAACUUAAUUAGAUACACAAUAAACAGAAUAUGAGAUUGUCUCUAAUAAUUAGGAUAGUGUAAUGUUUUUAUUACAAUGAUGUAGAGGAAUUGAUUGGGUUAAUGUAAUCUAUUUAAGGUGAAACAGAUGUAGAUAUUUAUUUAUCAAAAUUAAUCUUAGAUUGUGAUUGCAUAAAUUUAAUUUUAUUUCCUAGUUUGUUUAAUCCUAAAUUAGUUCUGAAAUCAAUCACCAAUUUAUUAUAAUUUAAGUGUCCUGGUUAAUUUUAUAUACUAUAUACUAAAUAGGUAUGUUAAAUAAGAAAUAUUGAUUUAUUAAUAGACUUAUUAACUAAAAUGCAUAAUACUAUGAAUUCAGAUGUUGUUCUAAAAUUAUGGGAUGUGUUAGGUGCUAUUGCUAAAAGUGCAACAUUAAAGGAAUGUAAAGAAGGAUUAUAAUUUGUAAUAAGAUUAUAUUAGAAUUCUCAUCAAGCAACAAUUAUACAUAAUAUAUAAUAAGUUUAAAAAAAUUUAGCAAUCCCAAUCUGA
Messenger RNA from Paramecium sonneborni, 2268 nucleotides. The record is from the annotation of a GenBank genome assembly. NCBI's taxonomy places the organism in Eukaryota, Ciliophora, Oligohymenophorea, Peniculida, Parameciidae.